UUUCAGUUGGGGGAGAGAAGAAAGAGUAGUAGUAAAACCCUGCGUGGAGAGUGAUGGACACGUAAUGCUGUACGAUUGGAUUUAAACUGGGGCGUAAAAUAGAAAAGGUAAACCGCGUGGCAGGGAAUUCAAGAAGAAGACAAUGGAUUAUAUCUAAUCAGAAAGAAGUGAAAAAAAAAAGGAGCGGCGAUGGAAGCCAUGCAACUUUCGACCGUCGCUGCCGGCAAAUUCUCGGUGACUUCGGGUUCCUUUCCAGCCAAACGGUGCUUCUACAACAGUCCGAGAAACUCAACUGAACUUGGGAGUUCAUGGAGUACAUGUCCCAGCAAUUACGCUUCCCUUUCUUGCAGGAAUUACUUCUCUAGAGAGAUAUGGGGGUGGGUAAAUUCCAAGACGGUUACUUUAAGGAGAGAAAUGCGAGGUGUUGUGAGAGCUGAAAUGUUUGGUCAGCUGACGAGUGGCCUCGAAGCUGCUUGGACCAAACUUAAAGGAGAAGUGGUUUUGACGAAGGAUAAUAUUGUGGAGCCAAUGCGUGACAUUAGGAGAGCCCUUUUGGAAGCAGAUGCGAGUCUUCCUGUUGUUAGACGGUUUGUCCAAGCUGUAAGUGACCAGGCUGUUGGAGUUGGUCUUAUUCGAGGGGUGAAGCCGGAUAACAAUUGGUUAAGAUUGUACACGAUGAGUUGGUGAAAUUGAUUGGAGGAGAGGUUUCUGAACUGGUGUUCUCAAAUCUGGCCCCGCUGUUAUAUUAUUGGCUGGUCUGCAGGGAGUUGGGAAGACAACC
This is a messenger RNA of Hibiscus syriacus, 781 nucleotides long. Its product is annotated as signal recognition particle 54 kDa protein, chloroplastic-like. Gene Ontology annotation, molecular function: GTPase activity; GTP binding. Gene Ontology annotation, biological process: SRP-dependent cotranslational protein targeting to membrane. Bases 190 to 687 code for a protein of 165 amino acids. The transcript has 5 exons. The record is from RefSeq and is a predicted model, not a curated record. Gene Ontology annotation, cellular component: signal recognition particle. NCBI's taxonomy places the organism in Eukaryota, Viridiplantae, Streptophyta, Magnoliopsida, Malvales, Malvaceae.